UUAAACUAGUGUAUCAUCCUUUAGUUAAAGGAUCUUACAAAAAACAGAUAUGGUUGUUUUGAUCCAUUUUAAAACAGACUACAAAACCUCAAAUAGCUGACAUGCAGAAAGCACCAGCAUGACAGGAAAUGAAGUUAUAAAAUCGGCUAUCGUGUGGGUUCAUCACGCAGUUGGACAUGUCAUGUCCACCACGAAUCACAAACAAGUCUCUCUCCAUCAGGAUGAUAUACAUGUGGAUUGUUUUAAUUUUUCUUGAUCUAGGCGGUAAGUAUUAUUCACAUUAUUUAGCUAAAAUUUUGUCUUUGUUUUAAUACGAAAACAGCAUUUUUAGUUUAUUUUUCUGUAGAAUAUUUUGUUGUCCCAUUUAUGUCUCAUUUAUGAGUUGGUCUUUGAAUAUAGACAACAUUUCUGCUGAAAUACUGUCACAUGUACGGGAAUAAAUUUACAAUGAAAACUGUUUUUACCCGUUAUUAAUGGUAAUUAUUUUUGGAUUAUGCAGAUUCACUGAUUUCAGUGACCACAGGCCAGCUAGGUGAACCUGUAACUUUUACUUGCUGGCUUUCUGAUUCGGACUACAGUAACACUCGAGUGAAGUGGUAUAAACAGACUAAUGGAGAUACUCUAAGAUUGAUAACAACCCUGAUGAAGGCAACUACCCACACAUUAUUUGAGAAAGGGUUUUCUCCCUCACGGUUCGCUGCAAACUAUACCACAUUCAAGAGCACGUUGACUAUCCUCAAAACUUUAAAAGAAGAUGAAGCCCUGUAUCACUGUGCAGUAUCCACCUGGAAUAGAGAUGAGUGGUCUGGGACUUAUUUGUCUUUGAAAGACAUAAAUACAAGAUCAUUAAACUACAGUGUUGUUCAGUGGUCAACAGUAUCUGCCCCACUUCAGCCUGGGGACUCUGUUACCCUCCAGUGUUCAGUCCUACCUCAUUCCCAGACUGGAUCCUGUCCAAGUGAACGCAGGGUGUCCUGGUUUGGAGUCAGAAAAGACGCUUUCCUUGGAAGCAUCAUCUACACAGAUCAAAAUGUAUCUUACAAUUGUGACAAGAAACCUGACACAUCAUCAGAUUCAAGAAGAUGUGUUUAUAACUUCUCAAAGAAUGUCAGCUCUGAAGAUAGUGGGACUUACUACUGUGCACUGGCCAUGUGUGGGGAGGUUAUAUUUGGAAAUGGAACCAAACUUGAAAUUGAAGUCAAAGAUGGCUACAGAUUGCCAAAUUAUGGCCUGCUUCUGAUGUGUCCUCUUGUGGCUGUAAGUGGGUUUGCCAUUGUUAUUACCAUUAUCAGGACAAAAGGGGAUUUCUGGAAAGUUGAUAAUUGUCCUCAAGGAAAUGUUGAGAAGCAGAAACUAAAGAAAGAAGAGGACACACGUAUUUACUCUACUGUUGUCUUUGGUAUAAUAAAGAAGGAAAAGAUGCAAAAGCAAUAAAGAAGGAGAAAAUCUAUGGCGCUCUAAAGCCUUUCGGAGUAGAAUAACAAGUGCUGAAAAUUAUUGGUUCUCCAUCCUGAGUUUGUGAUGUAUGAGGCUAAGGACGAGUCAGUGAGCUGAAUAUAUAAAUUCCAUUUAUUAUAACAAAAUACAGCUGGUCCAUUAUGACAUGCUGUCUUUAAGAGCUAAGAGUCAAAUGGCAUACCACAAGGGUUUCCCAUUCCCUUUGUCUCUCUGAGCUACGCCCCAAAGAGGGCGUUACCUAGUGUGACAUAGCUUACUCCAGCUCCCAUUUGCAUAUUCUAACAUGUGGUUUCCAUUAGGUUUAGCUUAGCUUUAGCUUAGCAACUAGCUAAAAGAGACAAAAGAAAAACACAGAAUUAUUUAUUCUCAACACAAGUCAAUGCCUGAACCUCUUUUUAAUCACCAUGAACCACAUAGCUGGAGCAGGAGGCCCUGUACAGCCCUACUAUCUCUUGUGACCACUAAUACUACUAACUUUCAGUGUCUUUUGUAUGUUUGCUUUUUAAAAGUUUUUUUUCUGGCAGUAGUGGCCUUCAGUUGUCUGUAAUCUGACAGGACAGGGGAAAGGAGAAGGAUGACUGCAUCAAUGUCUGCAGCCUCUGAAUACGGCGAGCCCACUAUAGCUAUUGUGCUACACAAUCUAUAGCUCUACGUAAUGUAAUUUUUAUUACAACAUAAAUUAAGUAAUACACAUCAAAACACUUGAAUACACACUGUACUAGUCUGAUCAAAAUCCUGAUCUGUUAAGGCGAGCGGAGUUGGCUUUUGAAGUCAAAGCAGUCUCAAACUGAAUAUUUUAAAAGACCCAUUCUCAUAAAACUGAUAGAGGAGAAUGUGCCAAUUGUGAAAGCAGCAAAAAAAUGGAUAAAAUACUGACAACCCUGUUUCCUGUUUUGUCUUCCUGUUUUUUUUUAACCUGUUUUAGAAAAGUGAAACCGUAAAGAAGAAAGCUUCUGCUCUCUGUUCGUUAUUAAAGUGUUAAAAUAAAAUUUGAUCAAAUUUUGCAUGUUCCUAUUUUUGUACAGUGACAGAACCGUAUACACUAGGGUUAUU
Molecule: messenger RNA, 2511 nt
Organism: Gambusia affinis (western mosquitofish)
Lineage: Eukaryota; Metazoa; Chordata; Actinopteri; Cyprinodontiformes; Poeciliidae
Exons: 5
Coding region: 643-1434 (263 amino acids)
Biological process (GO): response to bacterium
Source: RefSeq, a predicted model, not a curated record